This is a messenger RNA of Thamnophis elegans (Western terrestrial garter snake), 3475 nucleotides long. RefSeq names its product RAP1 GTPase activating protein 2 (gene RAP1GAP2). Gene Ontology annotation, cellular component: cytoplasm; plasma membrane. Gene Ontology annotation, molecular function: GTPase activator activity. Bases 738 to 2954 code for a protein of 738 amino acids. Lineage: Eukaryota; Metazoa; Chordata; Lepidosauria; Squamata; Natricidae. The record is from RefSeq and is a predicted model, not a curated record. Gene Ontology annotation, biological process: regulation of small GTPase mediated signal transduction; activation of GTPase activity. The transcript is spliced from 24 exons.
CCAGCCUGUCAAGUUGCAGCGGCUUCCCCCAGCGUCUUCUUUUGCAAACAGAAAACCCCAAAAGAACCCCGGGUGAAUUUAGGGAUCUCCUCCUCCCAAUCGGUACAGAAGCCACCUCCGGGUUGGGGUGGUGGUUGGGGGGGGGCAGGCGGAGGGAAGGCGGGCAGGAGCCGCUCUGGGUCUUCCAGUGCCAAACGGUCUCGUCAUUCGGAGCUUGCCGGAUCUCUCGCCGGCCUUUCCAGGAGCGCCGCUGCCUCCGCGGAGCGCCAUCUGCACCGGGGGGAAGAAGGCAAAGGCAAGAAGGGAAAAGCCCAGCCGCGGCCGAGCGCCACAACUGCCCGGCAGGCGCGUCGGGGCGCCAAAGGCAGCGCAAGCCACCCAACCUGGGCGAUCAGUUGGCGGGGCGGAGAGCCCUUCCCUUGACUCGGGAAGGAAGCCCCCCCCCCAUCCCCCGCUCCGGGCUGGCUAUCCAUCCAUCCGGCAGCCUCCAAAGCUGGCGCGGCCGAAGGACAGCUUGGCCAGGUGGGACCCGAAGGUCACCGGAGUCCCCAAGUCGCACCUGUCUACUGAGCGACCUUCUUCUCCUCGAUUAGCGAAGCAGGAGAAGAAGAGGAGCGGGGAAGGGAAGAAGCGCCGGAGAGAGGCAGGGCUGCCUUGCCUUGCCGCCUUAAGAGCUCUCCUGCCCACCGCCGGCGUUUUGGGGGCGCUGGGAAGAAACCCUCCCCUCUUCCUUGGCCAUGUCACAAACUUCCCACAGGAUGCGGUCCAACAGGGCGGGGAUCCGAGCGGCUGUGGUGCUCAUAGGGCUGUUGCACAGGUCCAGAAAGCAAAAUAAAGAGAAAAGGAAACAGGAGGCCCUGAACAGCACAGAUGCGACGACUCCAGAGAGACCUCCAUCUCCACCCUUUACAGCCCCACCAAGCAUGAAGUCUGCAGAAUUCUUUGAAAUGCUUGAAAAAAUGCAGGGUCCAAAAUCAGAAGAACAGAAGAGUGGAGGCCACAAGGAGGACUAUAUCCCCUAUCCCAGCAUUGAUGAGAUUUUAGAAAAAGAGAGUCCCUACCCUUUAAUCAUCUUGCCUCAGUUUGGGGGCUACUGGAUCGAAGACCCCGAGAACCUCAGCACCCCCACUUCAUCCGAAAGCAGCAUCUGCGACGAAGAGGAGGAACCGCUCAGCCCCAGCACUUAUGGCUACAAAUUGGAGUGCAAAGGUGAAGCCAAGGCAUAUCGGAAACAUUUCUUAGGAAAGGAUCAUUUAAAUUUUUACUGCACGGCCAGCAGCCUGGGAAAUCUGAUCCUUUCCAUUAAAUGUGAAGAGGCAGAUGGAAAUGAAUAUCUACGGAUUAUUCUCAGGUCCAAAGCAAAAACGUUACAUGAAAGAAUCCCUUUGGCUGGACUCAGCAAGCUGCCGAACAUCCCACAGAUUGCAAAGGCCUUCUGCGAUGACGCCACGGGAUUAAAGUUUCAACCUGUGCUCUAUCCCAAGGCAUCACAACUGAUUGUAUCCUACGAUGAACAUGAACUUAACAACACAUUCAAGUUUGGGGUGAUUUACCAGAAGUUUAAACAAACACAGGAAGAAGAAUUGUUUGGGAACAAUGAAGAAAGCCCUGCCUUCAAAAACUUCUUGAACUUGUUGGGAGAAACCAUUACACUACAGGAUUUCAAAGGCUUUCGAGGUGGCCUGGAUGUGACUCAUGCCCAGACAGGCACAGAAUCUGUAUACACCGUGUUCAGGGACAGAGAGAUUAUGUUCCACGUUUCCACCAAGCUUCCCUUCACGGAGGGCGACACCCAGCAGCUUCAGCGGAAAAGACACAUUGGCAACGACAUCGUGGCUAUUAUAUUCCAAGAAGAAAACACUCCCUUUGUUCCGGAUAUGAUUGCUUCGAAUUUUCUGCACGCCUAUAUUGUCGUUCAGGCAGACAAUCCAGAAACGGAUAAUACGUCCUAUAAAGUAGCUGUCACAGCACGAGAAGAUGUCCCGUCUUUUGGUCCUUCACUGCCAAGCCCACCUGUAUUUCAAAAAAAUGCAGAAUUCCGAGAGUUUCUUCUCACAAAGCUGAUCAACGCAGAAAAUGCCUGCUGCAAAUCAGACAAGUUUGCCAAGCUUGAGGAUCGGACACGGGCUGCCUUGUUGGACAACUUACACGAUGAACUCCACAUCCACACGCAGCUGAUGCUGGGCCUAGGAUCCGAGGAAGACAAGCUGGAGAAUGGUGGGCAUGGCGGAUUCUUGGAAUCAUUUAAGAGAGCGAUCCGUGUCCGCAGCCACUCCAUGGAGACCAUGGUUGGAAGCCAAAAGAAGCACCAGCCUGGAGGAAUCCCUGGGAGCUUGAGUGGCGGGAUUGUGCACAACAGUGUUGAAAUAACCAAGACCACCUUCUCUCCUCCGUUAGCAGCAGCAACAGCCAAGAAUCAAUCGAGGAGUCCUAUAAAGAGACGAUCGGGCUUAUUCCCCCGUCUGCACACCGGAUCCGAAAGCCAAGCAGAACCCCGGAGCCGAUGUGACAGUGGCUCAGGAACACCCAAGACCCCCGAUGGAGGGCAUACCUCCCUUGAUAUGAAGUCAGAAGCUUCCUCGAACCCAAGCUCUCCAGAAAUCUGCCCCAACAAAGAGAGGCCUUUCAUUAAACUCAAAGAGAAUGGAAAGGCAAAUAUUUCCCGUUCGUCCUCAAGCACCAGCAGUUUCAGCAGCACUGCAGGAGAGAGUGAAAAUAUGGAAGAAUACGAAAGCCUGGGCAGCCAGUCCUCAACUGCAUCACCCUAUAAGCAAGACGUAUUUGUUUACAGUCCUUCCCAAAGCAUCGAGAAUCCAAAUUUAGCAUCGGCCUCAACCCCCGUUAUCAUGAGCCGGAGCCCCACUGCAGAUAUAAAAAGCAGAAAUUCUCCCAGAUCAAAUCUAAAAUUUCGCUUUGAUAAACUUAGCCAUGCAAGCUCUGGACCGACACAUUAGCUGAAGAAUGAACCCCCUAAGGACCUGUAAAAGGACAUUUUUUUGUUGUGUUUGUCUCAUUUUAAGCAGGGUGGGAGGGAGGACUGUUUGUUUCAAAUGAGACCACCCCUCCACCACACCAAGCUCCGUAGCCACCUAUGGAUUGCCCUUCAUCCGAGCAGAUCAUUCCAAAAAACCAGGAAAGAAGCAAUCUCUUCCGUGACCAUCAUCCAUGCUUUUUCCCUCUGGACUGGAAGGAUUUCCCACGGAGGACCCAAAUUGUGCACCACAUACUGUAGACCUGAAUAGGCUUCUGUCUGUUUUCACUCGGUCGAAUCCACGGAUUGGUAACGUUGUGCGUAGCUGUUGAGCUUGAGAUCCUCAGUGCUGCUUUUGGAGUAAAUCUUUAGAUGUCAGAAAUAAUAAUAUCAACAGCUGCCCAUCUCAGGUCCCUGGGAAGGACUCAAUAGAUGGAUAAAAAUGCCAAAUCCAGUCUGAACAUCUGGCUGAUGUGCAACAUACCAUAAUAACAACCCCACCGU